AUGGCGAAUCCGCAUGAACCUCAUUUCUUGAAGCCUCUGCUUCCGCCAGAAGGAGACAUGGUGUUUCAUGUCACUCCUUUUGGUCCUAGCUGUUGUGAGAUUCAAUAUACACAUCCUCACAUCAUCAAGGAAGAAGCCGAAGCGGAUGAUGCUGCGGAUGAUGCUGCAGGUGAUGCUGAUGACAAUGAGCAUCACCACAAGAUUAGAGGAACAUGGGCAAUGUCUUCUUUCUCAUUUGAUUACUGUUUUUUGGCUGAGGUCACUGCUUCAAAUCUAAAAGAAGACAAACUUUAUCUUCCUGUGGGAGCUACGAGUUCUACUGCUUUGAACAAACAAUGCCAAGAGAUGAUACUAGUGAACAAAAAGGGAAAAUCAUGGACUGUGAGUUUGCGAUUUAGCGAAUUAGGCGGCAUGUAUUACAUCAGAAGAGGCUGGAGAAAGUUCUGUCUUGAUAACAUAUGCGACAUAGGAGACUUAUUUGUGUUAAAUCUAGUUGGAGAUGGGAAAACUACUCCAUUGAUGUGUGUAUGUCCGGAAAGAAAAGAGUGUUCUGAACUACUGAGCAAACACUUGAGCAGAAAGAGUGGUGAGUCUUCUCCAUUGACUUGCUAG
Brassica napus (rape) is the source of this 612-nucleotide messenger RNA. Its product is annotated as B3 domain-containing protein REM10-like. Lineage: Eukaryota; Viridiplantae; Streptophyta; Magnoliopsida; Brassicales; Brassicaceae. The transcript is spliced from 3 exons. The record is from RefSeq and is a predicted model, not a curated record. Bases 1 to 612 code for a protein of 203 amino acids. Gene Ontology annotation, molecular function: DNA binding.